This is a messenger RNA of Carlito syrichta (Philippine tarsier), 1832 nucleotides long. It is a transcript of the gene TMC7, whose product is annotated as transmembrane channel like 7. Bases 161 to 1717 code for a protein of 518 amino acids. NCBI's taxonomy places the organism in Eukaryota, Metazoa, Chordata, Mammalia, Primates, Tarsiidae. Gene Ontology annotation, molecular function: mechanosensitive monoatomic ion channel activity. Gene Ontology annotation, cellular component: plasma membrane. The record is from RefSeq and is a predicted model, not a curated record. The transcript has 13 exons.
AUUUGGCACUGGGAUUCAGUCCUAUUUCUCCUUCUUGCGAUUCCUGGUGUUGCUGAAUUUGGUGAUAUUUCUGAUCAUCUUUACACUGGUUUUGCUCCCAGUCUUGCUUACCAAAUUCAAGAUCACCAAUAGCAGCUUUGUGCUUAUUCCAUUCAAAGACAUGGAUAUACAAUGUACAGUAUAUCCAAUCAGCAGCUCUGGACUCAUUUACUUUUACAGCUAUAUAAUAGACUUGCUUUCUGGCACUGGUUUCUUGGAGGAGACCGGCCUCUUUUAUGGACAUUAUACCAUUGAUGGGGUGAAAUUUCAGAACUUCACUUACGAUCUGCCCCUGGCUUAUUUGUUAAGCACAAUUGUCUACCUAGCCCUGAGCCUUCUGUGGAUAGUGAAAAGGUCGGUGGAAGGGUUCAAAAUCAACUUGAUCCGGAGCGAGGAGCACUUCCAGAGCUACUGCAACAAGAUCUUCGCAGGCUGGGACUUCGGCAUCACCAACCGCAGCACAGCGAACCUGAAGCACAGCAGCCUGCGGUACGAGCUCCGAGCAGAUCUGGAGGAGGAAAGAAUACGGCAGAAAAUAGCAGAAAGGACCUCAGAGGAAACGAUACGCAUUUACUUGUUGAGACUGUUUCUAAACUGUGUUGUCCUGGCCGUUUUAGGGGCGUGCUUUUAUGCAAUCUACAUAGCGACUAUCUUCUCGCAAGAACACAUGAAAAAGGAAAUUGACAAGAUGGUUUUUGGAGAGAACCUCUUGAUUUUGUACCUACCGUCUAUUGUGAUCACGCUGGCCAAUUUUAUAACCCCGAUGAUCUUUGCCAAGAUCAUCCACUACGAGGAUUAUUCCCCAGGCUCUGAGAUCCAGCUGACCAUCCUUAGGUGUGUCUUCAUGCGGCUGGCCACCAUCUGCGUGCUGGUGUUUACACUGGGCUCCAAGAUCACAUCCUGUGACAACGAAAUAUGCGAACUCUGUGGCUACAACCAGAAACUCUACCCGUGCUGGGAGACCCAAGUUGGGCAGGAAAUGUACAAGCUGAUGAUCUUCGACUUCAUCAUCACCUUGGCUGUGACACUCUUUGUGGAUUUUCCUAGAAAGCUCCUGGUGACUUAUUGUUCCUCCUGGAAGCUGAUUGAGUGCUGGGGGCAACAGGAGUUUGCCAUUUCUGAUAAUGUUCUGGGGAUUGUUUAUGGGCAAACCAUCUGCUGGAUUGGAGCCUUCUUCUCACCCCUCCUCCCUGCAAUUGCAACCUUGAAGUUCAUUAUCAUCUUUUAUGUGAAGGAGUUGAGUCUUCUUUAUACCUGCCAACCCUCCCCCAGGCAGUUCAGAGCGUCCAAUUCUAAUUUCUUCUUCCUGCUGGUAUUGCUGAUUGGCCUGUGUUUGGCGAUAAUACCUCUGACAAUCAGCAUGUCACGCAUUCCUUCCUCAAAAGCCUGUGGACCAUUCACCAACUUCAACACCACCUGGGAGGUCAUCCCUAAGACUGUGAACACUUUCCCCAGCUCACUGCAGUCCUUGGUCCAUGGAAUCACGUCGGAAGCCUUCGCGGUUCCUUUCUUCAUAAUCAUCUGCCUCAUUAUGUCUUACUUCAUCGCCCUAGCUGGAGCACACAAGCGGGUGGUCGUCCAGCUCCGAGAGCAGCUGUCCCUGGAAAGUCGUGACAAGCGCUACCUAAUCCAGAAACUAACAGAAGCCCAAAGAGACGCGAGGAACCAACUGGACUGAGCAUGAUGAUAGUGCUGCCUGUGGCUGCUAAGCUGACCCAGUGAUUCUUGAGCCUGCAAAGUCCACCCUGGUUUUGGGUGGAGAUUUUAAAAUAUAUUUUUCUGAAAUUGAGGUU